Messenger RNA from Drosophila innubila, 1867 nucleotides. RefSeq lists its product as uncharacterized. The record is from RefSeq and is a predicted model, not a curated record. Gene Ontology annotation, cellular component: membrane. The coding region runs from base 1 to 1821 and encodes 606 amino acids. The transcript is spliced from 5 exons. Gene Ontology annotation, molecular function: protein binding. NCBI's taxonomy places the organism in Eukaryota, Metazoa, Arthropoda, Insecta, Diptera, Drosophilidae.
AUGAAGCUGCCGCAACUUAUCUGCAAAUUGCAGAUGCCUCUGCUGCUGCGGCUGUUGUUGUUGUUGCAAGUGAUCCUCACACGCUGCCAGAACAGCAGCCUUCGUGUCAAUACAAAUCUCAAGGAGAUGGAUGCAACCGCCAUGGCCUUGCCGUCAAUAUCGGCUGCAGGCAAUAUUUGUACACGCGAGGAGCCCUAUGUGGAGGUGGUUCAGGUGCCGGAGGUGCAGCCGGUGCGUGUACGCACUUCCACCUGGUGCCUCGACAUACCACCGCGUUGCUCCUCAUACAAGACGGAAAUGCGUGAGGUGAUGAGGGUACAGAAACUGAACAAGACGCGCACAGUUCGAUUUUGCUGUCAAGGCUAUGAGGGCAAUCUUUCUGACAGUCAAGCCAGCUGCAAGCCCAUUUGCCGCGGUGGCUGUGGGCGUGGCAGCUGCCUUAUGCCCGAUAUUUGCAGUUGCGAGGAAGGUUACACCGGCAAACACUGCACCCAGCGCUGUGAUCAUGAUCGUUGGGGAUUGGACUGUAAGAAUCCGUGCCAAUGUCGAAAUGAUGCUGUUUGCGACAAUAAGACCGGAGUGUGUCAUUGCAUUGCCGGCUGGGCCGGCCAGUUCUGCGAACAGCCCUGUCCACCGGGAACUCAUGGCGUCAUGUGCCGAAAAGCCUGCGGAUGCGCUGAGAGAUUGUGUCACCCUCAGACCGGAGAGUGUAUUCGACAGGAUCAUGUGGGUGCUUUAAAUGUCAGCCAUGUCGUGCUUGAGACCAUCAACUCGACAAUGGCAAAUCUCACACACAAUAUUAAUAACAUUGCCAAGCGAAUUGGGAGCAUGCCGGAGGGUAGCCUUGAUCAGGCCUCGCCGAGUCCUCUGCCCGAGGUCAUACUGAUCAAACAGCCUGUUCAGGAGGGCUCGCACACCCCCAAGAUUAUACUGCAUGAGUCCAGCAAUGCUCUCCUAGAGAACUUGCACACAGCCGCAGCUGCUGGUGUACCAGCUCCAGAAGUAAUACACGUAAUCACCAAUGCUGGCAGUGCGUCGCAGGAGCAUUCACCUCAGCUCAACUUGGCAGGAUUUGCAUCUGGCGAGACCAAUCCAAGUAGAAACACUCAUGAUCAUGAUGCCAGCCUACUGAGUACUUUGAUCGUUAUACUUCUUGCGCUAAUGACUGCCAUUAUACUUGGCUUUCUUUAUGUCUAUCGACGCUAUCAUGUCCAGAAGGAAGCUGUCAUCUACAAUGCCAAUGGAACGAUUACAACUCAUCCAUAUCCACAUGUCGUUACCAAUUCCAAUCUCAAUCCAGAGGUUGUUAUAAAUGAGUCAGCUGCAAUGGGAAAAAUAUUUCACGGGCCGCUGCCAAAACCUCCAGCCGCAACUGCGGUUAAUCAAACGAAUGAGGUUUCUCCACCGGAACUGUAUGACACUCCUAGCAAUAACUCAUCAAUAAGAACGCCGCCCUACGCCUAUUCUAGAAAGGAAUCACUUUAUUCAGUAAUCUCGCCCAAGUCACGCAAGGGAAGUCUCGACUCGCAUCUGUAUGAUGAGAUACGUUACCAUCAGCAACAGAACCAACAACAGCAUUACCAACAUCACCACCCUCAACCACAUACCUCGGAAAUACGCUAUCAACACUCUACCAUGGCAGCCGCCUACUUACCACCACCAGUACCAAUGACGCAGCGACAGUCGAGUCACCAGCACCAACCACAGCAACAUCAUCAAUCGCAAAACUCACAUGUUUCCCACUUAGUAAUACCGCCUCAGGAUUCCAAAUUUCUGCAGGUACCUAACCAGAUUACAACACAAAAGGUUGCUCAUAUAUAGGAGUGCAACAUUUUGUGAACUACAUAAAUUUGAUUAUAUUUUUUAU